This is a messenger RNA of Salvia miltiorrhiza (redroot sage), 1100 nucleotides long. RefSeq names its product B3 domain-containing protein REM5-like. Lineage: Eukaryota; Viridiplantae; Streptophyta; Magnoliopsida; Lamiales; Lamiaceae. Gene Ontology annotation, molecular function: DNA binding. The coding region runs from base 214 to 999 and encodes 261 amino acids. The transcript is spliced from 4 exons. The record is from RefSeq and is a predicted model, not a curated record.
UGACAUUAUGCACUCAAUCCCCGUUGAUUAAUUAACGCUACAUUAAAAAAAAAAAAGCUUCAAUUCAUGAAUCAAUAGCAACAAUUACGUACGUACUUAUUUGGCCUUUUAACUCUCUCUCUUAUCCACACUUGUCUAUUUAAAUUAGAAACCUCCCAGCUUCGUUAAACCCCUUUCGCUUUAGCUUCUCAUUAAAAUUUAUUCAAUUAAUCAAUGGAAGGAAAACAUGGGCGCUCAAUUACAAAGGACUUUUUCAAAGUUUUGAUGCCUGGUUUCCACCAAAAAUUGAGCCUGCCACCAAUUGUUUCCAAGGAGCUAGAAAAGCAGAAAUCGAGAAGAGUGAUUCUAGAAAGCAGAAUCGGAAAAUGGAGAGUGAGUUUGUGCAGAAACCACGAAAAUGGGUUGAUCUGUUUGAAUCAAGGAUGGCCUCAAUUUGUGGAUCGCCACGCCUUAAAACUGGGCGAGUUCGUCGUCUUCGAACACACCGGCGAUCUGAACUUCAACGUUUCCGUGUACAAGACUAAUUUCUGUGAAAAUGAGUUUGACGACGAGGAGGAAGAAGAGGGAACUGAAGCCCUAAUUCCUCUUAAACAGAGCAAGGAAGAAGAGGGAACUGAACAGAGCACCAUGAAAGAAGAAGAAGAAGAAGAAGAAGAAGAAGAAGAAGAAGAAGAAGAGGACAUGUUUUUCGAGAAGACAAUGAAAGCUCGUCAUGCUACGAAGUGGGCAACUGUGAAUAUUCCGUUUGCAUUUUUGAGGUCGAAUAAUCUAGGGAUGCAGCGUAGGGACGCAGUUCUAAGAGAUCCUCGUAGUGGAAGAGAAUGGGAUGUGAAAAUUUUAGCAGAGAGAGGAGUUUGGUUCAGAAUGAGAAAAGGAUGGUAUGCUUUCUAUGAAUCCAACAACCUCAAGGAUGGAGAUCGUUGUGUUUUCCGUUUAAAUCGCCGUUUGUUAACGUCCACCACUAUCGUUUUUGAUGUUGAGAUUAUUCGUGCCAAAUGAACUAUUAACCAUUUGAAAUGUAGUGAUUUUAAUUUCUUCCUAUCUACUAUAUGUAAAUCUCCCUUUAAUUUUAUACUUAUUUAUGGUAUCAUGACGACGAA